AUGGGUGAUAUCAGCAUCGUCGCUGCCCAGUGGCCUCAGGUCGAGGUCGGCCGCGUUAUCCUGAUCAAUGACGGCCCCAACGCUGGCAAGCUCGCCACCAUUGUCGAGAUCAUCGACCACAAGCGCGUCCUCGUCGAUGGGCCCUCCUCAGACUCCAGCCUCGCCACUGCGAGACAAUCCGUUCCUCUGAGCCAAGCCGUUCUUACCGCUCACGUCAUCCCCAACCUGCCCCGUGGUGCGCGGACAGGAGCUGUCAAGGCUGCUUGGGAGAAGGCUGAGGUCGAUUCGAAGUGGAAGGACAGCAACUGGGCCAAGAAGGCCGACCGCAAGGCUAGGAGGGGCGCCCUCACCGACUUCGACCGCUUCAAGGUCAUGCGCCUCAAGAAGCGCGCCCGCUUCGAGGAGCGCAAGGCUCUGGCCAAGGUCAAGGCCUCGGCAUAG
Molecule: messenger RNA, 441 nt
Organism: Pyricularia pennisetigena
Lineage: Eukaryota; Fungi; Ascomycota; Sordariomycetes; Magnaporthales; Pyriculariaceae
Exons: 2
Coding region: 1-441 (146 amino acids)
Biological process (GO): translation; ribosomal large subunit biogenesis
Cellular component (GO): cytosolic large ribosomal subunit; ribosome
Molecular function (GO): structural constituent of ribosome; RNA binding
Source: RefSeq, a predicted model, not a curated record